AAAUAUGAAAUAAAUUAUCUAUGGCAACUGUUUCGAUUUCAAUGUGCAUGACUCUUCUGCUGAUGAUUUUUAAUUUUUUUUAGUUAUUUAAUGUUAUUUUUGUUAAGCAGUUUUUCCUCGAUGUUGACAUUAUGCGGAAUAUUUGUUAAAGAAGAAUGAAUGUUGAUGUAAAAUCGGAAAAUAUGGAAUAAAUCUUGUCGUCUAAUUUAACAAAAGUUUUGAUUUUCAAAAGGAUUCGUCUACAACUCUGAGGCCUUUUUGUACCUUGUCUAAUGAAACUAUUAAUUAGCUUCUGAAUUUUGGUGCUUGCUCCUACAUUGUAGAAAACAUUAAAAUUGGAACCAGUGCAUGAAAGAAUAAAAACAGAUUGAGCAAUGUCAUUGAAUUAAAAUUGUUAAUAGUAUAGGCAAUUUAUCAAAUAUUUCUUUAAUUUUAAUUUUUCUUUGUUACGGGACAUGAGAUGCUAAAAUAACUAAAACGGUGCCAAAAAUGGUGAUUUUUCAACCAUAUCCAAUGAAACAAAGUUUACUACAGUUUUUUCUUCCUAAAUAUCUAGAAUUCAUUAAAUAAAUAUGGGUAUUUGCAUCUGUAAAGAUAGGCAAUCUGAGUCAGAUGAAGAAACAAUUGCACGUCAAAACCCUAGAGACUCAGUGAAUUCUUUAUCUGCUGAAACUGAUCAUUUAGUACCACCAAUAGAACGCUAUGACCCUGUUCAUAGAAUUUUGGAUCUUAUGGUUACAAGACAGUCUGUGGAUAAGUUAGUCAUGGAAACAUUGUCUGUUAUUAGGACUUUUGUAGAUAAUGAUAUUGAACCUCCUGAAUCUAUGACACAACUGCACAUGAUUGCUGAUUCAGAGAUAGGAUGGCUAACAUUAGUUCGUUCACUAGCUCAUGUUGUUCCAAUGGACGAUCCUUUGGGCCCCGCUGUUAUAACAUUGUUAUUAGAUGAAUGUCCAUUACCUACAAAAGAAUUAUUAGAGAAGAUGGCAAAAAUAUUUAAUUUAUCAAGACAUCAAGCUAAUAAUGGGAAAUUAUGUCCAGCUCGUCAAAGGAACAUCUGUGUCAUUCUGGGCUGUAUAGCAGAAAAAUUAGCAGGCCCUGGAAGUACAGCACUUUUAACAAAUGAUGUGAUGGAAUUUCUUUUUACAAAUCUAGACCCGAUUUUUCAUAAAUCAGUGAUUAUAUUUUCACUUAUUGCCUUGGAAAAGUUUGCACAAACAAGCGACAAUAAGGCUACCAUUAACCAGUACAUCAAGUCCAAAACUAAAAAUCCAUUAGAAAGAUUAGAAACUUUUGUUAAUAGCUCCAAUUAUUUGUUUAAGCAAGUAGGAUUUUGUGCGCAGUGGUGUUUAGAUAAUUUGUUUAUCAAAAAGGAUAGGCCUUUUACUUAUGAAUCAAUUGACAGAAGUAACUUGAAUGCUAUGCUCAAUAGUAAUGAUGUUAGUGAAUAUUUGAAAAUAUCAGCUGAUGGUCUAACCGCCCGAUCUGAUGCAUCUUCAUUUGAAAGUGUGAGAUGUACUUAUCAAGUAGAUUCUGGUGUUUGGUAUUAUGAAGUUACAAUUGUAACUUCAGGUGUCAUGCAAAUUGGCUGGGCUACACGAAACAGCAAGUUCCUAAAUCACGAAGGCUAUGGCAUUGGAGAUGAUGAGUAUUCAAUUGCUUAUGAUGGAUGUAGACAGCUCAUUUGGUAUAAUGCAAAAUGCAGUCCUCAUCAACAUUCCUGUUGGAAACCUGGUGAUAUUCUGGGAUGCUUGUUAGAUGUUGGCAAAUCAUAUGUAAUAUUUUAUUUAAAUGGAAAACCACUGCCUCCAUACACUCAGUUGUUUCAAAGUGCUAGGUCAGGAUUUUUUGCAGCCGCUAGCUUUAUGUCAUUCCAGCAGUGUGAAUUUAAUUUUGGCCGUACUCCAUUCAAAUUCCCUCCAUCAGGAGUUGACUUCCAAGUGUUCAACAACUGUGCCACUUUGCCCGACGAAGAAACAAUUAUACUUCCUAGGCAUAUUAGACUUGAAAAAGUAAGACAAACGAGUGUACGUGAAGACUCUUGCUCACUUUGUUUUGAUGGGUCUGCAACAAUCCGAUUAGAUCCUUGUCAACAUACAGGAUUUUGUGACCAGUGUGCCUUGCAGCUUGAAGUGUGUCCUAUGUGCCGUAGCAAAGUUGAAGAAAGAGUUCAAAUUGAAACAACGUGAGCCUCAGAAGCCAAAUUUCUAAGAGAUUUUAAAUGUACAUUACAUUGCAAGAAAUUGUGAUUUGAAUAUAUAUACAACUAAAGAAUAUAAGAAAAAUAUGAGAUUAUUUUAUGACUCUACAUGAAGCAAGUUCAUCUUCACUGAACUUUAAGUGUGUGGUAAAAUUGUAAAUGAUUGCAAUCAUUUAUUUUUUUGUGUCGCAUGUUUUUAAUGUAAAAUUAAUAGGACAGUUUUAAAUAAUUCUUAAAGCUUAUGUAUGAGUGCUCACUUUGGAGUGCAGACUUUGAUUAUGUUUUUAAUUUAUUAGUUAUGAUACAUAUUUUUGAUGUACUUAUAAUAUUUUUAAUUCAUUAUGUUGUGUUUUUUCAUUUAAUUUUGUUCAUAAAUUAUUUGUGCCAAAUAUUUAAAUGUAAAAUACAUUUAAUUUUCAUAUCCAUUCAUUUCUAAAUUCCAGUUUUCUGUUGCCGUCUCCUUCUAUAAUGAAUUAGUUUCUUUUUAAUGUCUUCAUAACAAAAUAAGAGCUUAUUUCCAUUUUUAUGUGAUAUUUUCAGUUUAUAAGAAAUGGAAACUUGUUAUUUGAUUGUCUUCUGCAUUAUUUUAGCUUUUAGGCAAAUCCUUGGCAUACUUCCUUUAAGGGUAUAUUUCAAGAUUUAAUACACAAUAUUUUUAAAUAUCGUGAU
This is a messenger RNA of Parasteatoda tepidariorum (common house spider), 2869 nucleotides long. RefSeq names its product RING finger and SPRY domain-containing protein 1. Gene Ontology annotation, cellular component: cytoplasm. Gene Ontology annotation, molecular function: ubiquitin-protein transferase activity; protein binding. Lineage: Eukaryota; Metazoa; Arthropoda; Arachnida; Araneae; Theridiidae. The record is from RefSeq and is a predicted model, not a curated record.